Molecule: messenger RNA, 882 nt
Organism: Helianthus annuus (common sunflower)
Lineage: Eukaryota; Viridiplantae; Streptophyta; Magnoliopsida; Asterales; Asteraceae
Exons: 2
Coding region: 116-673 (185 amino acids)
Source: RefSeq, a predicted model, not a curated record
UCUUUUACCCUAAUCUACUUUACCCAUCCCCGUUUUGACGUUCCACUUUCCCACCCAAUUCCACUCAGGCACGUUCGUUCGUCUUCAUUCAUCCGUCAUCAACGUAUCAGAUCCGAUGAGCCCAACGCAGAAAGGGGGUGAAAAUCAAUCGUCUUCGUCUCAACCAUCUGAAUAUAUUAACAUUGAGGCUGAGGAGAACUUUAAUGAAACAAAUGACCAAGAUGUAAACAAAGGUCAUGGUGAAGACCAUGCUGAAGAAGAUGAUGGUGAAGAUCAUGCUGAAGACAAUGAGGGGUCACAAAAGGCUAAACGUCAAAAGACCUCGUUGGUGUGGGAGGACUUUGUUGAAGUUACUCUUCCAAGUGGAGAAGUAAAAGUUGAGUGUGUGAAUUGCAAGAAAAAAAUGGUUAAAUACUCAAGUGGAUCUACAACAACUUACCAACGACACAAAAAAAUAUGUACGCAACGCAAGCAGUUUGUGAGAACUCAACAAUUGCUAAAUUUUCAGACGGUUGAUGUAGACAUGAAGCUGAUUGGCCUAGAUGGGAAGUAUGAUGCCAUGAAGAUGAGGGAAUCUAUAGCUAACUGGUUAAUGGCAACAGAGCAACCAUUUAAUACUGUGGGAGAUGAUAUGUGUUGUGUACAUGAUGAAGACUGCAAAUCCGAUGUUUGAGAGGGUUAGUAGGGCAACAAUAAAAUCAGAUUGCAUUAAGGUGUAUGAACGUGAGAGGAAAAAACUAAAAGCCCUCAUAAAUGAUGUCUCAAGUAUUUGAGUUGUUUGACAACUGAUUGUUGGAAGUCUUCUGAUCAAAGAAUUGAGUAUAUGGUUAUUACGGGGCAUUUUAUUGAUCAAAAUUGAUUUGAUGUUAUAUCUUUUCUUUA